AAUAAGUGCACAUAUCACUCUAAUUCAAACUCUGUUCUUCCCAAUCAGAGCCCUGUUCUUCCCAAUCAGAGCCCUGUUCUUCCCAAUCAGAGCCCUGUUCUUCCGAAUCAGAGCCCUGUUCUUCCGAAUCAGAGCCCUGUUCUUCCCAAUCAGAGCCCUGUUCUUCCGAAUCAGAGCCCUGUUCUUCCGAAUCAGAGCCCUGUUCUUCCUAAUCAGAGCCCUGUUCUUCCCAAUGAGAGCCCUGUUCUUCCUAAUCAGAGCCCUGUUCUUCCCAAUCAGAGCAUUGUUCUUCCCAAUCAGAGCCCUGUUUUUCCCAUUCAGAGCCCUGUUCUUCCCAAUCAGAGCCCUGUUCUUCCCAUUCAGAGCCCUGUUCUUUCCAAUCAGAGCCCUGUUCUUCCCAUUCAGAGCCUUGUUCUUCCGAAUCAGAGCCCUUUUCUUCCCAUUCAGAGCCCUGUUCUUCCGAAUCAGAGCCCUGUUCUUCCGAAUCAGAGCCCUGUUCUUCCUAAUCAGAGCCCUGUUCUUCCCAAUCAGAGCCCUGUUCUUCCGAAUCAGAGCCCUGUUCUUCCGAAUCAGAGCCCUGUUCUUCCUGAGCCAACUGGAACCAUGUCUAACAAAGGAAGACAGCACAAAAACAGUCAGCGAACAUUUCAGGGAACCUUCUUCUAUUUACUUCUCUGUGAUGUGUCAUUAUUUCUUGGCUCUCUUUUUCCGUGGCACCGACACCAAGAAAACGUUAGAGUUCAGUAA
This is a messenger RNA of Candidula unifasciata, 747 nucleotides long. NCBI's taxonomy places the organism in Eukaryota, Metazoa, Mollusca, Gastropoda, Stylommatophora, Geomitridae. The record is from the annotation of a GenBank genome assembly.